ACAUACUCCUUAUGUAGUUACAGUUUGAGUUUCAGUCAUCAGAGCCAUCAAGGUGGUAGGUUUAAUUCCUUGGAAGCCUUGUCUUCCAGACAGAUUCUCUGCUGACUUUCCAUUGAUUUUUGCCCUACUCCAGAGCAUACUGAAACUGUGUUAUUUCUUUGGAGGCUUGACAACACUAGAUCUUUUUAUGCAUGGCUCCCUAAAAUGUCCCUAGGGAAUUGGGAGACUUCACUUUUGUUCCUAAAUCUGCCACUCCACAGCAUGCAUCUUACUUCCCUGUCUCUGAAAGUAAGAAGCUGUAUUUCUAGAUUGUUCCACAGACCUUUCAUUUUAUUUUAAAAAAUAACAACAAAACCUCACAGGCUCAGAUGCAGACAAGAAUGUGUCAGGUAGAUGUAGUGGAGGGUGAAUGGCCAAGAGAAGUUGCCAGAUAAGGUGAAAUAAGGCAAUACUGACAAUUUUACAAGGUAUGAAGUAUUAUUUUAUGUCAGGUGACAGCAUGUUAAGCAUGCUAAGUACAACCAAUUUUUCUUACCUCCAUUAAAUCAAUGGAAUCUUGUUUUGCUUAUGAUGUGUUGUAGAUAACUUUUUAUGGGUUUUUUUUAUGAGUGUCCUACUUCUUUUAAACUGGAAAGGACUGGGAAGAAACUUUGUUACGCGUAAGUUACUGAUGGAAUACAGUUCACAUUUAUUUGUGUUUUGAUAACCAAACCUAUCUGAAGUUUGUGGUGUCAAAAGAGAUUUGAUGGAAGUAUGCGAGUACUGUGGUAGCGCUUGUGUGCUUCCCUCGUCUUGGCUGGUGCAGUGACUUUUUCCAUCUGUUCUUCAUCCUGUGAAAAGUGAGGGGACACUUGCUGUGUGCGAGCUGCUUAUCGCGUUAGGACUGAAGUUAAAGCUAGCAGUCAUGUGAGUGGGGUAGAUUAGGGUCUGCUUAAUGACAACGGUAAAAUUACUUCUAAACUGUACAGGUCUGUUUACACUGGAGUGAGUUAAGUAUGUGCAUAGCUUAAAGGGAUAUUGUUGUGUUAAAGAAAUCUGAUUUGAAAACUAAUCCAGUGUUAUGUUUGUAACCUUAUGUCUUUUUCACUUAAAAAAGGAAAAAAUAAAUGCAACUUUAGCAGAAGAAGAGGAAGCACAAAACAAAGAGAUCAAAGCGGCCAUGUGAUGUGGAAACUGGUUUUCAUGGGGCUGGAGAUAAGGGGUGGGGAGAAUAGAAAAGCUGUUCAGGAGACUUUGAAGAGAUGAUUGGGUAUGGAAGAAGUCAGAGGAACACCCUGAAGCUUUUCUUCAUGGAAGCAUGAGAUGUGAUGGGAAAGGUUGCGGUGUCCUGGAGAGGAUGAGAGUGUGAGGUGUCUGGGGAGUGCCAGGAAAUUGAUAGGAAGGAUGAUGAGGUGCUAUUAAGCCUAAGUAAACAUACCUGGGAAAUGACUGUUAAUGAAGUGGCUUUCAGCAGAAUAGCAAAGGGGAAAAUCAGGCUGGAGAUGAAGGGAGGAAAUGUAGCAUGCUUUUUGUGUGAAGUAAUAAUUUGUAGCCUUGGACCACAGGCAACAGUACUGAUGAUUUGGUCAGAAGCACAAUACAUUUUGCUCCUCUUUUGACCUCAGUUUGAAAUCUUUAGUUCUUGGCCAAAUCAGAGAAUACAAAGAACUAAGUAAUAAUGGGAAGCAACUUUAGCAAUGUCUUACCUGCAAGCAAAGCUUUGGAAAUACUGGUGGGGUUCUGUAGAUUUUUGGAAACAGAGGUUGAGUGUUUAGAAAGGGGAGAGAAGAAGGGGAAAACUUAUCAGGAAAGCAAAGAGCCAGUAAGAAUCUUUCUUCCUAAGCAGAGGAAAGGGAUGCAAGAACACAAUUUGUGGAAGCGGAGGAAAGGGAAAGCAAAGAUGCAGUAGCGGGUGACUAAAGUAAAGGAGAUGGAGCUGGUUUGAAUUUAGAGGAUGGUAUACAUUUUUGAGCAUGUGGGUCAAGGAGGAUGAAAAGUAGAAUUGGAGCGGCCAGCAAAAUCAAUUUGAGGGGUGGAAAUCUAGUGGGACACGAUGAGUUCAGUGAGUAGUCCUGUGCUAAUCUUUGGAAGAUGAAAGUGAAAAAAGGAGAGGGGAAAAAAAAAUUCUUUUAAUAUCAGGGGUUGGAGGUAGAACUAGUGAUAAAUAAAAUAUAGGUCAAUUUUAUAGUUCCUGGCAGAUAGUAAACAUAGGCUAGAGUGAAAGACUGCUGCAAAGGAUGGAAUAUUUUUAGAAAAGGUGAGGAAAGAGAAAAAGCAAUGAAGACACCCAAGAGCAUAGGAGAGCAAUGAAGGCAGCUGAGAAGACAAAAAAACUAAAACACCCAACCAACCCGUGAGAUGGGAAGAAAAGUGAAAGAAGUGAGAGUUUGUGAGGAACAGGAGAUUGCCCAGUUGGGUGCUAUUAAAAUAAAGAAUUUGAAUAAAUAACCGUAUGGAACGAUUUAAAAAAUUGAGUUUUAAAAAUGCCAGAGCCAUUCUACAUAGCUUGGAAUAAAACCUGAUGACUUUCUAUGUGAAAAACCUCUUUUUCAGAGAUCCUUUUGCUGCACACCAUGAAUAUAUGCGGCGGAUGAUGAGGGGCUUUUCUGAUCCUUUUGGACGAGAUCCAUUUCUCAGUAUAACAGAUGGUGGGGAGAGAACAGUGGAUCGAAGAGCACACCAGGACUCUCGGGUUGCUCUAAGAGGAAAUCGCAGAGAUGCAGAUUUUGGGGAACCUUUUUUUGCAAUGGACAGGAUGAUGUCAAAUAUGAGAAACAGUAUGCUGGAAAUGCAACGAAAAUUUGAUGACCUGUCCUUCCAUCCAGAUGCACACACAUUCAGCUCCUCCUCUGUGAUGACAUACUCCAAAAUAGGGGAUGAACCACCAAAAGUUUUCCAAGCUUCAGCUCAGACACGCACAGCUCCAGGAGGUGUUAAGGAGACAAGAAAAGCACUUAAGGAUUCUGAAAGUGGAGUGGAAAAAAUGGCUAUUGGUCAUCAUAUUCAUGAUCGCGCCCAUGUAAUUAAAAAAUCAAAGAACAGCAAGACUGGUGAUGAAGAAAUGAACCAAGAAUUCAUCAACCUGGAUGAGGCUGAGGCCCAGACCUUUGAUGAAGAGUGGCAGAAAGAGAUUAUGAAGUUCAAGCCAUCUAGAACUAGAUGCAAUUUAGAAGCUCCAAAAUACAGAAGUAUCCAUCACAUACCCAAGGAAGAUGGAUUAAGAAGAGAGAAACCACUUGCAGUUGCAGGAUCUAGGGAGCCCAGAGCUUCUUUGGAGACUCUCAAUGUGAAAGGAACGCACGUCCCCAUCAAAAGCAGCAAAAAAUAAAUUGCUUCCAUUCUCCAUUUGAAUGGAAUUUCUUCAGAGAAGAUAAUGGUGCUGCAUUGCUUAUGUUCAUAUAAGUAUACACGUAUAUAUGACCAAUCUCUGUUUUUUGUUUUAGUAAGCAUUAGUGUGCCUUGCUACUUUGAUCUUUUGACAACUGAAUGUUCUUUAAAACUUCAGACCUUUGGUUAAACCAUCUAGUUUCAGUAAAUUAAAAAAACAAUGACUUUCCACUUAAAAGCACUUUAAUGGGUUAUUACUAAUUCUGUUUUUUAAAAAAAGCUUUGAUUUGCAAGAUUUUUCUGCUACAACUGCACCAGUCUCAGGCUUUUUAUUAAGUCUAGUAACGAAACUACUUUUUUCCCCACACUCUAACUUGCACAGAAAGUAAAUUCUCUUUUUAUUUUGUGUGGCUGAAAUAAGUAUUAAUUUUCUAGGUGAUAUAGCAAUUUGAACACUAUAGCCACUAUAUCUAUAUGUAUCUUUAAAAUCACACUGUAAAUUGUUGUAGAAUCCCCAGAUUCACCUUGACUUAACAUGAAGAAAAGCGAGAGGAAUACUGAAGUGAAAAAUACUCAAGUAAAUUUGAGUGUAUCAGCUUUCUUAUGUUCAUAAGCUGUGCUUGCAUCCCUUAUUUUCUGUGCCUAGACCGGCAAUUUUGUAUCUCUGAUCCUUGGUGUGUUUCCUUUGGAGUUGGCCCGUUUUUUUUCAUUCUUGAAGAUUCUCUGUAGUAGUUUUCAAUUAUUCUGUAAUAAUCCCACUGUGUCCUGAGAAACUCAGCUGUAACUUAGUUAUUACUCAAAAAUGUGGGAGAAAUUGGUUGAGUAGGCAGUAUUUUAACUGGGUAACAAACGAUUACACCAUUUCUUGUGUUCUAAAUAGCUAGAAGAGCCUUGCACACAGGAAACCAUUUCCCCCCUCAGCUGAGAUGUGUUUGUAUUCCUUUGUGUCCUGUUUUAGUGGAUGUAGAGUGGUCCUAAACCUAACGCUUGCUCUCCCUUGACGUUGUUGUUGUUUGGUUAGAGAGUCCGACGUUCUAGAGGAAUGCCAACUGUGCAACUGAGAACAGGAAAAGUCUUUGUAUGAGAAGUGUUAAGCUCGUAAGCUGUCUUGUUACGCAGACUUGAUCUCCGUGUUGUAGCAUAAGCAAUUUCUGUAGACCAUAAUGUUACAGCAUUAGCACUAGAGCAUCUAUUUCAAGGCUAAAAUGUUACAGUGUAGCCUUAAAAAAGGCACUAUUUAUAUGAUAAAAGAAAAUAGGUUUAGUACGUUAAGAUUAAUGUUGGUUUGGCCAAAAAGGAAAUGGCCUUUAAAUCAUAUCUUUCUGCAGAUUCCCCAGAUUAUUUAAUUCUAUGUCUAUUAAUGUGCAAAACCAAUCAAAAGUACUUUCAUUGAACUCUGACAAGGGGAAGACAGUUGUUUAUUUGGUUGUUUAACGCAAUGGUCUCUUCCUAUUACCAGAUCAAAUACUAGUGGCAGUAAGUUUAUGCUAUUGAACCAUUCUACAAGUGGUCAAGGUAAGUGGGUGGUAAGGGGGGGUAGCAACCUCUGACAGAAGGACAGGCUGCAAUGGUGUGAUUCUCUCAGCCAUGCUUGCCAGAAGUUGUCUGCCAGAACCCUGAAUCUAAAGGAUGUUUCUACUCUCCUUAAAGAGUGAGAGUACAGCUCCAGGGCCUGAUCUUC
This is a messenger RNA of Egretta garzetta (little egret), 4987 nucleotides long. RefSeq names its product myeloid leukemia factor 1 (gene MLF1). Gene Ontology annotation, cellular component: cytoplasm; nucleus. Lineage: Eukaryota; Metazoa; Chordata; Aves; Pelecaniformes; Ardeidae. The record is from RefSeq and is a predicted model, not a curated record. The coding region runs from base 2501 to 3307 and encodes 268 amino acids. Gene Ontology annotation, biological process: regulation of DNA-templated transcription. The transcript is spliced from 6 exons.